Hevea brasiliensis (rubber tree) is the source of this 2528-nucleotide messenger RNA. RefSeq names its product cellulose synthase-like protein E1. The record is from RefSeq and is a predicted model, not a curated record. Gene Ontology annotation, biological process: cellulose biosynthetic process; plant-type primary cell wall biogenesis. Bases 17 to 2269 code for a protein of 750 amino acids. Gene Ontology annotation, molecular function: cellulose synthase (UDP-forming) activity; mannan synthase activity. Lineage: Eukaryota; Viridiplantae; Streptophyta; Magnoliopsida; Malpighiales; Euphorbiaceae. Gene Ontology annotation, cellular component: trans-Golgi network; plasma membrane. The transcript is spliced from 8 exons.
CUGCUGAAUCCAUUAUAUGGACAUGACGGUUGCUUUGGCUUCUCGACAUGAGAGAAACAGAGAGAUGGAAAGAGGGAAGUAUAUUCCAUUGUUUGAAACAAAAGAAGCCAAGGGUAGAGUCUUUUACAGGCUCUUUGCUGUGACAGUGUUUCUUGGUAUAUGCUGCAUAUGGGCUUAUAGAAUUAGUAAGAUGCCAAGAAAGGGAGAAGAUGGAAGAUGGGUUUGGAUUGGGUUGCUAGGAGCUGAGUUAUGGUUCAGUCUUUACUGGGUCAUCACUCAAGCUGUCAGGUGGAAAUCAGUCUUCCGGUGCACCUUCAAGGACAGGCUCUCUCAGAGGUACAAGAAUGAGUUGCCUGAGGUAGAUAUAUUUGUAUGCACAGCAAAUUUCAAGAUAGAGCCACCAAUAAUGGUGGUUAAUACAGUAUUAUCGGUAAUGGCGUAUGAUUAUUUACCAGAAAAACUUAGUGUGUAUCUGUCGGACGAUGGUGGAUCAGACCUUACAUUUUAUGCUCUCUUAGAGGCCUCCAAGUUUGCAAAACAUUGGAUACCAUAUUGUAAGAAAUUCAAUGUGGAACCAAGGUCACCUGCUGCUUAUUUUGCUUCCAAAUCUAAUCUGGAUCAUUCUCAUCACAAUGAGGUUUGGGUUGAUAUUAAGAAAUUAUAUGAAGAAAUGGAAGACCGAAUUGAAAUUGCAACCAAGCUAGGUCGAAUCCCUGAAGAAGAACGCUUCAAACAUAGAGGAUUUUCACAGUGGGAUUCAUACUCUUCACAACUUGACCAUGACACUAUUCUUCAAAUCUUGAUAGAUGGGAAAGAUCCAAAUGCCAAAGAUAUUGAUGGGUGUGCUUUGCCUGGUCUAGUAUACCUUGCUAGAGAGAAGAGACCCCAACAUCCACACCAUUUCAAAGCUGGGGCUAUGAAUGCCUUGAUUAGAGUGUCAUCAAAGAUCAGCAAUGGACCGAUUAUUCUCAAUCUAGAUUGUGAUAUGUACUCAAAUAAUUCAUUAUCUAUCCAGGAUGCACUCUGCUUCUUCAUGGAUAAAGAGAAAAGCCAUGACAUUGCUUUUGUGCAAUAUCCACAGCACUUUGGAAAUCUUACGAAGAAUGAUAUAUAUAGCAACUCAUUACGAGUUGGUUUCAAUGUGGAAUUCCAUGGUUUGGAUGGUUAUGAAGGCCCUCUAUACAUUGGAACUGGCUGCUUUCAUAGGAGAGAUGCUCUCUGUGGAAGGAAAUUCACUAAAGAUUGCAAGUUUGAAUGGAAGAAAGAUGAUGAUCAUAAGACACCAAAGAGUAUACUGGAAUUAGAAGAAGAAACAAAACCUCUUGCAAGCUAUACUUACGAGGAAAACACUCAAUGGGGAAAAGAGAUGGGGCUAAGAUACGGGUGUCCGGUCGAAGACGUUAUUACUGGGUUGUCAAUCCAAUGCAGAGGAUGGAAGUCAGUGUAUUUCAAUCCAGAAAGGAAGGCAUUCAUAGGUAUUGCACCAACUACCUUGCCUCAGACACUGGUGCAGCAAAGGAGAUGGGCUGAAGGUGAUUUCCAGAUUUUGUUCUGUAAGUAUAGCCCUUUAUGGUAUGCCCAUGGAAAGAUUAGCCUUGGCCUACAAUUUGGGUAUUGCUUAUAUUGUCUCUGGGCUCCAAUCAGCUUGCCAGUAUUAUAUUACGCUAUCAUCCCUUCUUUUUAUCUCCUUAAAGGCAUAUCGUUGUUCCCACAGGUCUCAAGCCCAUGGUUCCUACCUUUUGCUUAUGUAAUAUCUACUCAAUAUAUUUAUAACCUAGCUGAAUUCCUGUGGUCUGGGGGCACAAUACUUGGCUGGUGGUAUGAACAGCGAAUGUGGUUAUAUAAAAGAACAAGCUCCUACUUCUUUGCCUUCAUUGACACCAUUUUAAAGAUGGUAGGAUUCACUGAUUCAACAUUUGUAGUCACUGCAAAAUUUAUCGAUGAAGAUGUGUUGAAAAGGUAUGAGAAAGAGAUAAUGGAAUUUGGAGAUUCCUCUCCAAUGCUCACCAUCUUAGCAACACUUGCAAUGCUCAACCUGUUCUGCUUUGUUGGAGUUGUGAAUAAGGUGAUCAUGAAUGGCAGUAUUUUUAGGCUUUGCAAGACUAUGCCUUUGCAAACUCUUCUUUGUAGUGCUUUGGUUCUUAUUAACUUGCCUUUGUAUCAAGGCCUUUUCCUAAGGAAUGAUAAGGGCAAGUUACCAAGUUCUCUAGCUCUCAAAUCAUUUGUUGUAGCUCUUCUUGCUUGUACUAGCUUCACUCUUCUCUGUUGAUUCUUCCUUUUGGCUAUUUACGUGUACAUGUAUCCAAUCCUUUUAACCUCGCUUGUAAGCUUAGCAAAACAUAGCCACUCCUAAGCCCAGGACAUACAUUUAUCCAGGCCUUUUAGCUUUGUCCGUAAGUUUGGAAUUAAGACUUUGUUGUUGUAUAUAUGUAUCCGAGCCUUUUUUGAAGACUGUACAUUUACUGAGAUAUGUAUGUUUUCUAUUUUCUACUUCUGGAGAUAGUAAAUAUAAGUUGGGCUUCUGUAAA